Messenger RNA from Mycena citricolor, 4050 nucleotides. Lineage: Eukaryota; Fungi; Basidiomycota; Agaricomycetes; Agaricales; Mycenaceae. The record is from the annotation of a GenBank genome assembly.
AAUUAAUUCAUAUUUUGCUUCUGCAAUCCUUUUAUUCGCUGCGAGAUAAACGUCACUGUUCAAUCUUGCUCCACAUGCUAUCGUUGAAUUUGCAAAAUUGAACAUCGAGGCACGUGUCCCUGGGAAAGGCUUCAUGAUGGGAGUCACGUGUCCUCAGAAUCAUCCUUUAAAGACCCCAUCCACUGCUGCCAGCCACGUAUUGACUCCUCCCAUUACUGAACCCCAUCCCAAACUUGAGAUCGAAGGACAUCACCAUUAAUGCCUUCCUGUCCAAUUCUGCCUCGACAAUAGCGAACGUCCGACUGCCUGGCGUUUUCCAUAAGCCUGCCAUGCGACCGAUGAAGCGAAGCUCAGUGCUGGGGAUAUCAUUUGAGGCCACUGCACGAUGUUCCCCUUGAAACAACUCUUUCGACCAGCUCUAUGUGGGGAGUGAGGGCCGAGGGAGGCCUGUCGUGUCUGACAACAAGAGUGCGGCUAGCUUCGAUUUCAGAUAGAGGUUCGUCGCGAAAAACGCAUCCGUCAUUCGACCGGCUGAUUCCAGGAGUGCAGGCAAUCAAGCCCUCGCUAUUAGCUGUGAACCUCGACUCGACGUGUCAAGGACGUGUUGACGUCAGUUCACAGCAUCAGGGGUCCAGUGCACUGCCUUCCCCGAGACACGAUAUAAACAGACUCAUGUUCUUGGCAACGGGUUGGACAUCUUCAAUCUCUCACCAAAACGAUGAACUCUGCCCAGAUGCAAGACCGCGCCAUGGGAGCCAUCUUUGGUUCUGCAUUGGGAGAUGCUAUCGGGAUAUACACCGAAUUCAUGACACCAGCCAUGGCAGUCGCUGCAUACGGCUCUGAACGGCCUGCUUUCACCCUCGUGGAGCCAGAAACACCACUGCAUCAAGACAGCCAUAGAUGUCGAUUCGAAAGCGCAAGUCCGGGCAGAUGGGCGAGGGCAAACGACUGAUCAGCAGCACAGCGCGCGUGGACGGAUGAUACGGACCACGCGAUACUCAUCAUCCUGUCGUAUCUGCGCACUCGCGAGCUCGCUCCUGGGGACUUUGCGACAAGACUGCACUCGUGGUGCAACCAAGGCCUGCGUGUGCUGAACCGGCUUCCCAUGGGUCUCGGACGCACCGUCGGAAGCGUCGUUCACGCGCCCUCUUUCCUCUCCGACCCAGUGGGCACAGCGCUCUCGCACUGGGAAAAGUCGGGCCGCAGCGUCGCCCCCAACGGAUCGCUCAUGCGCACCGCGCCGGUUGGCGUCAUCUGCAUUAACGCGUCCGAGCCGGAGACAUUCGCCACAGCGAUACGGAUGGGCGAGGUCACCCAUGCCGAUCCUCGCUGCGCUGUCUCCGUCGCCAUCGUUUGCGGACUCAUCCGUGGCCUCUGCCGUGGCGAGAUAACGGCACUGGAGCACAUCGACCAGCUCAUCGAGCGGGCGUGGACCCACGUCUCUGCGAUCUUCGUCGAUCCCCUGGACCGCACCGAGUUUGACCGAUACGUGUACUACCCUUCGGAUCCUACUUCCUCGCUGUCCGGCAUGGUGCUGUGCGACCGGACGAUGGGAUACGUGUACAAAUGCCUCGGUUCCGCGCUGUGGUGUCUGCGGCGCGUGAUGACGCGGCAGGACACAUUCCGCUCGGCGAUGACAACGCUCGUCAUGCACGGCGGGGAUGCGGACACCAAUGGUGCCGUUGCGGGCGCGCUGAUGGGCGCGCUGUGCGGCUACGCGUAUUUGCCACUGGAAUGGAGGGACGGCAUGCGCCACGGCGAGUGGUACCGCGGGAAGAUCGACGCGUUUUUCGUCGUGGCGGGGAUAAAGGACGGCAGCUACGAGUCGUCGGCGGACAGAGACACGGAGAUGGACGGCGGGCAGGGUGUGCUGAGUGAGGCGGAGAUGAAGCAACGGGAGAUGGAGAUCAUGGAGAGGAUCUUGUUGGCCGAUGCGGAGCGCAGACAGGCCGUCAACCGCAAGGUGCAACGCAGCAAGAAGUCGAGAUGGAUGUCUUGGUUGUCGAGCUGAACUCAGUCAAGCCUCUUGAUGAUAGGCAUCCUCGCUAUUCCGGGCUUGGAGUGUACAAGUCUAAUUCCGGUCUGAAUGGAGACAACUCUGCCGCUGCCGAGGAGGAGUGGAUAGGGCCAGUUGUGACCUGAAACCAUGUGGUGUGACUGAUGGCUUCAAGCUCAGACUCGGAGGACCAACUUUCCAAUCAACAGUCCUGUAACCUACGUUUCGCCAGCGAAGCGAUGAGUCAUCCGAAUGUGCUCUAAACCUCCUACCCAUAAUCGGGGUUCCCAUCGUCCUCCACUGGGGCAUCCAUCCGAGGUUAUCUCGAUUGUCACAAACUCGAUUGUGUUGCACCUGCGCUUAGUUUCCCCUCUCCUUUGGAGUCAAAAUCGCUGAUGAGACAGCGUAUGGCGCCUAGGCACGGCGGCGUUCGUCGUACGACAUGACUCGCCAGUAGGGGGGCAUAAGGAUGGGGAGAAUGCGCGACUAUACGUACAUAUUAGCGAUUUCUUGACGCAUAUCGGACAGCGGGUUGGUUCCGAGCGAGAUGAGAUCUGGUCAUGGAUACGAUCGGGACGCACGAAGGUCAACGAGAGUCGGACUAGGCUGGGUGUUUGGGUCACUGCCGUCCACUAGGCAGCAAGCUUGCGAGUAUAAAUAUACACUCGCAGCGAGAUAGGGAGAGGGGCUGUGCCGAGAAGUGGCUAUGACUUUCUAGCAUGACAGCAUGGACAGCGCCAUAUUGCCCAAUACCUCGCGCUCAUCUCGCAAGAAUGUUUAUAAGCCUGAUCGCUUCGCGCUCGCUUUCGUCCACUUUCCUCGAAGAUGACUUUUGAGACGAUCCCUCUCAACGACGGCAAGGAGAUACCGGCCAUCGCUUUCGGCACGGGCAGCGUGUACAAGUUCACGGACGUGACGCGUCUCGUCGCGCAGGCCCUCGAGUCGGGCUUCUGGCAUGUGGACACCGCUCAGUACUACGGCACCGAAGAGUUCGUCGGUGAUGUUAUCCGAGAGAGCGGCCUGGCACGGUCUGAGCUGUACAUCACCACCAAGUACAGCUGGCUGGGGAACGUCGCGGACGCGCUUCCACAAAGUCUUCAGAACCUGGGCCUGAAGUUCGUCGACUUGUAUCUGAUCCAUUCCCCGCGCCCCGGGUAUGAGGAGGUAUGGAAGACGGUGGAAUCGUUCCAGAAGCAGGGAUUCACCAAGAGCAUCGGCGUGAGCAACUUCCACCUGGAACAGCUCCAGAAUCUGCUGCAAACCGCGACUGUCUGGCCCGCCGUGAACCAAAUCGAGCUACAUCCGUACACGUACGCCGACUACAAGGAUACGAUCGAUUGGGCCCAGGAGCACGGGAUCGUCAUCGAAGCGUUCAGCAGUCUGAGCCCGAUCACCAAGUACCCUGGGGGGCCCGUCGACGUGCCCGUUGCGGCGGCGGCUGCCCGGUUGGGAAUCACGCCGACCCAGGUUCUGCUGUCGUGGGUGCGCGCCAAGGGUGCCGUCAUCGUCACGACGACGUCCAAGAAGGAGCGACUGCGGGAGUACCUUGCCGUCGGAGACCUACCGCCUUUGUCCGAUGAAGAUGUCGCCGCGAUCGACGCGGCGGGUGCGAAGGGUCCGCCGAGUAGCAUGCGCCUGCGGCUGAAGCGGAUGUCGCGGUCACGACAUUUCCGGGUGCUCGUUGCAGUGCUGCAGGUCGCGUUGUUCGUAUGGAUGUCGCUUUAUGUCGUACAUCGGUUCUUCCUGUGAACCGAAGCGGGCGUGCUUUCUAGUUUGACGUGUUGACUGGUUCGGCGAUCUGUGCGAACGAUCGGAGCCAUGCUUGUACAACCUCGUCUGACUGCACAUUGGCUAGCUUUGAAUCGCAUUGACCGAAUAGCUGGAGUUUUUAACACUUGAUCAACAACUCCUAGGCCGCUGAAGCUUGUGUCCCUACGCAAAUGCUCAACCAGUAUUGCCCUCUAACCUAUGUGUACUCUAUUUUGGAAGGGACAAAUCUUGAAAUUUGCCACUGCAGAAUGAAUACUGAAUCAGCUGAGAUGUGUGAAUCAAGA